Molecule: messenger RNA, 6661 nt
Organism: Astyanax mexicanus (Mexican tetra)
Lineage: Eukaryota; Metazoa; Chordata; Actinopteri; Characiformes; Acestrorhamphidae
Product: copine-9
Exons: 21
Coding region: 250-1929 (559 amino acids)
Biological process (GO): cellular response to calcium ion
Cellular component (GO): plasma membrane
Molecular function (GO): calcium-dependent phospholipid binding
Source: RefSeq, a predicted model, not a curated record
GUAGCGGCUCGUGCGUGAAUUGGCGUCACGCAGGUGAAACGCAGGGGCUCGCGUUGCGUCCUCCACUCCAUUCUCUCUCUCUCUCUCUCUCUCUCCCCCCAUUUCUCUCUGUCUCUCUUUCUUUCCAGCGCGUGAGUGUGUGCGAGUGUGCGCGCGCGGAUGGAGAGGCGCUGUGGAGGAUCCUGCUUCUGGAUGGAAAAGUAGAAACUUGAGUUUUCUACUAGAGAAGGGAAGAGACGCAGCCUCAGCAUGGCCUCUAUCGGGGACUUCGACCCGCUGCACUCCACUGUUCCCGCAACUAAGAUCGAAGUUACUGUGUCGUGCAGGUGCUUAUUGGACAUGGACACUUUUUCUAAAUCAGAUCCAGUGGUGGUGUUGUACAUACAAGGAAUAGGUACAAAAGAAUGGAGAGAGUUUGGCAGAACAGAGGUGAUUGAAAACACGCUGAAUCCGGACUUUGUGCGGAAAUUUGUUCUGGAUUUCUUCUUUGAGGAGAAGCAGAAUCUUCGGUUUGAUGUGUACAAUGUGGACACAAGAAGUUCAAACAUCUCUAAACAUAAAGAUUUCCUGGGCCAGACGUUUUGCACACUUGGGGAGAUCAUUGGCUCCACAGGCAGCCGCAUGGAGAGAACGCUUUCUGGGAUUCCAGGGAAGAAGUGUGGAAACAUCAUCUUCACCGCUGAGGAACUCAGCAACUGCAGGGAUAUCGCUACUAUGCAGCUGUGUGCCAACAAACUGGACAAGAAGGACUUCUUCGGAAAAUCUGAUCCUUUUCUGGUUUUCUACCGCAGCAACGAGGAUGGAACGUUCACUAUCUGCCAUAAGACAGAGGUGAUCAAAAACACACUGAAUCCAGUAUGGCAGCCCUUCACCAUCCCUGUGCGAGCGCUGUGUAAUGGUGACUAUGACAGGACUGUUAAGGUGGAUGUGUUUGACUGGGAUCGAGAUGGAAGUCAUGACUUCAUCGGAGAGUUCACCACCAGUUACAGAGAGUUGUCCCGAGGUCAGAGCCAGUUUAAUGUGUAUGAGGUUUUAAAUCCAAAAAAGAAAGGAAAGAAGAAGAAAUAUGUAAACUCUGGAACAGUGACACUGCUGUCAUUUAAAGUUGAAUCUGAAUACACGUUUGUAGACUUCAUCAGAGGAGGGACACAGCUGAACUUUACGGUGGCCAUAGAUUUCACUGCAUCGAAUGGAAACCCAGCCCAGCCAACCUCACUGCACUACAUGAGCCCAUAUCAGAUGAACACCUACGCCAUGGCACUGAAGGCGGUGGGGGAGAUCAUCCAGGACUAUGACAGCGACAAGCUUUUCCCUGCGUAUGGCUUUGGAGCCAAACUGCCACCGGAUGGCAAAAUCUCUCAUGUGUUUCCUCUGAAUGGAAACAGUGAGGACCCAAACUGUGUUGCUAUAGAGGGAGUUCUGGAGGCUUAUUUCCAGAGCCUCAGAACAGUUCAGCUUUACGGACCAACCAACUUCGCCCCGGUCAUUAACCAGGUAGCACGGUCAGCACAGGAUGUGACUGAUGUUUCGCAGUAUUUUGUCCUGUUGAUGAUCACAGAUGGAGUCAUCUCAGACAUGGUGCAGACCAAAGAGGCUGUUGUCAAUGCCUCGGCUUUACCCAUGUCCAUCAUCAUUGUGGGUGUAGGCCCUGCUGAAUUUGAUGCCAUGGAGGAGUUGGAUGGUGAUGAUGUCAGAGUGUCCUCUAGAGGGCGUUUUGCUGAGAGAGACAUUGUGCAGUUUGUUCCAUUCCGGGACUACAUUGACCGCUCUGGGAAUCAGGUCUUGAGCAUGGCACGACUAGCUAAAGACGUUCUGGCGGAAAUCCCUGACCAGCUGCUGUCUUUCAUGAAGAGCAAAGGGAUCGAGCCACGUCCAGCCCUCUCUGCCUCAGGCACCCCCAACAAGCCCCCUCUCAACGCUCGCAUUUGAGGAUAAGGAGAGGGAAGGACUGGAGUUUUAGAGACUUUUAACCGUGCAUGUAUACAAAUGACUGCCAACCUAGUAUAUAUUGGGUUAUCCUUCUUGACUGCAGACAACACCUAUAUAAGAUUUCACUCAGAAAAACUAAAUUUCCUCACCAACAUCUGCGCCAAGUCCAGUUUAUUUUAAAAAGAGGGAAAAAGACACACAAACACUCCAAAAGAAAGGAAGCAGAUGUGGUGGCCACAUGUUAGCGCUGCUAAAUGCCUUGGAACAAGCAAGACGCCUUCACAACGUCUUGUAAAAAAAUUGUUCCUUCAUCUGUAGAUGCUGUGCUCCCAUUAAAAGUUAAAAGAAACAUCUGGAUUGAUUUAAACAGGUUCUAGAGAGUGAAGGUUGAGAAGAACAGGGGGAUGAACAAAGAGAGUGAGUUAGAGAGAAAGAGAGAGAUAGUGAGAGACAGAGAGAGUGAAAAAGAGAAUGAGUGCUUGUGGCUGGGGUGAAAGGGCAGAUGAGCUCAUCUUCUCUCCCACACGUCAGUGACCCGAGCAUGCACGGGUCUCUGCAGCAGUCUGCUGGAAUGGCAAGAACUCGAUAAGAAAUAAACCAUUAACCGUUUUCAUGAACCCAGAGCAGGACAGUGUCCAAGAGAACUUUGUGAGCACCUACUGGACCAUAUCUGCCACCAAAGAACUCUCUGAAGACCUUCUAAAUGAACGUAUUAAGCAUAAUGUGUGUGUGGAAUGAACAAUGGAAACUCUUGUGGUGUCUCUUUGAGAAAGUUCCAACAAAAUCCAUGGUAGGUGUGCAACCAUCACACAACACAGAACAUUUAUGGUAUGACUACAACAUAGCUUUGAGAGACUUCUGGCUCACUAUUAAGGAGGGUUUGGGCAAAGUGUGUCAUGUGCAGUAUGUUUUAAAAUGUCUGAAUGUAUCAGUUCAUUUUUCAUUGGUUGUUGAUGGACAAUGGCAGUGUUAGAUAACUGUUAAUGAAUUCUAAAGAGUGAAAAAAGAGAAAGAGAUAAGAGAACAAACAAGGAGGCUGUGAAUCCUACAACCAUUUUUCCCCAAACCUUAAAAAAUCCACCUUAUCCGACUUCUGCCGCACAGUUUUAUUCCUUUGACUUACCAUCAUAUUCUCAAACCUCCACAGUAGUGGUGUAUGCAUAUCAUCUCUGUCCUUGCAAAUAACAUAACUGUAACCCACUAAUUUAUUUAAAGUGAGCCAUUUCUAUAGGUACACUCGUAAUGAACACAUAUGUAAAAGUUAAAUUUAAUGAUUGAGUGGUUUAAAAAAAAUGAUAAAAUACUUGUGGUGUAAUUACUACAUACUGAAAAACAAAGUUGAGGUUCUAUUCCCUUUUGUUCCAUAGAAAUGAAGCCAGAAUAUUGUCAAAAUUGUAACCAAUGUAGAGUUUAAUAAGCCUGCACUUUUCUCCCUGACCAAACAUAUCGGACCGCCUUCAGUGAAAUGUGCUAUAAACAGAGUUUAAGCAAAGUGGAUUUUUGUCACUGCAGACCCAGUUUGUCCAGUAAGUGUAAAGUUUUAACAGUAAAAGUGCAGUGGAUGUAUUUUACUAUGAAACCAUUUACAUUUCAAUCGAAGCUCAGUUGUGUUUACUCUGUUUGCUGCUGAAAUUACCCAAAGCUACUACAGUAUAGUUUUACAUCCAAACUGCUCCUAGAGAGUCAGCACACACCGGGGAUGAUUAAAAGAAGACAAAUAAUGUUUGUUUAAUACGUGGUUGUAUUUGGACUCUUUCCAGACCAGAAAAUCAAUUUGAUUAGAUCUCUGAUUGAAGUCCAAAUAGAACAGCAAACCUAAUGACAUUCGACUUAAAAAAAAAAAAAACUCCUGGGAAUUUGAAUAGUGUCUGUUAAUGUGAUCAACAGCACCACCCCUCAUGAUCAAUAACAGUAUGAUUAAAUAGCUAAUUGCCUGAUUACAACUUAAAUACUUCAUAUUAUGAACAAAACAGUCGUAAACAAUUGUCUUUUCCAAUGAAGAAACUGUUGGAAUUAGACACUGAAUAUGUGAAGACCUUUUAGUGGAGGGGAACACUUAGGGGAUCGAUUGAGCUGCGUGUUAUACUGCAAUCAGCCAGCAGAGGCACUAGACUUGGUGUGGCUUCACAUUUGCGAGACACUGUGUUGCCAGAACCUUUUCUGUGGCAGACUGGGUUUGAUUUAAUGGCUGGGCAAGAGUCACCUACUCAUGUAACAUGACUUAAAAUGUAAUUCAUUCUCAAAAAGAGUGCCAGUCAAAUUCUGUUAAUGCAAAAUAAAAACAAAAAAGAAAUGUAGGUCAAAAGUCAAUGACAGUAAUGAUAAGCAUACCCAAACUUUCAGACUGUGUUCAGACUACAAGUCAGAUACAUUUUUCAAAUCAGAUCUGUUUAGAUCUGGCCUCUUAUUUGCUCUAGGAAUCAGAUUGGAUUUGCAAGUCUGUACAUCACAAACAGUGUGGGUUAUCUGCAUGGAUUGCUGUGGUAAGUAGGUCACUUUCAAUAACUAACGUUUGGUGAUCUUUUUGGACCCCCGCACUUCUGUCACUCUCCAUUUGAUGAGGUUGUUGUUUGUCGCAUUGUUAGAGACAAAAAAGUCCAUUUGAAAUAUAGUUUGAGAGACCAGAGUGUCCAGACUGAAAAACAUUUCAAACCACCUACAAAUGGUUUGUAUUGAGUUUGAAAAAUAGGAUUUUGCAUGGUUUCUUGCUUUCCAAAAUAUCAAAAAUCUACAAUCUAGAUAAGCCAAAAAUCUUAGUUGGGCUGGCAGUGUGAACAUAGUCUUAGCAUUUCUAGUCAUUGUCACUGUUUCUUUUUUCUUUCUCAUACUGUUAUUCUUUCUUCAUCCCUCUUUAUCCUUAUCCCUCACUUGCUCUGAAGCUGUCUAACAAUUUGACCUUUGUCUCCUUUCAUUCUUUCAACCAUAACCUGUAAAGUUUUAACAAGCUUUUCCGGUUGAAUAAUGUAUUUUUGUGCUGGCCCUGGAGGAUCCCAUCUGUUUUUUAGAGCCUGCAUGUUUAGAGUCAGAACUGACCACCGUAACGUGCAUCACAUAACAGGACGAUUGUAGCGAAACCGCCACACAUCAAGUCUAGAUUACAAGGGCACCUUCAUACUUUGUUUUCUUUUUUUGUGGGGAAAGAGCGAGAGAGAGAGUGCGUAUGUGGGGGGUGCACCCACUUCAUCACAAUUGGCACUUGAAAAUGUAGCACAGGGCCAUUAUGGUCAUUUGGAGGGAGAGGGAAUGCGCCUGUUUUCCUUUGCAAAUGAAUGCAAAGUUAUUCCGCACCUUCUCCACGGUAAUAUCACACAGACUCCUGUUCUAGUUGCAGCUGACACUUUUUAUCCCAAAUCUGUUGGAUGCUCUGUUUUUAGAUGCUGAUGGCGUUUUGUUGAGGUUGAAGGUUAGGCAGAGUGACACUGGGGUUUUUCAUUGACUCUCCAGAGUGUUUCCUGUGUUUCCGUGUCAUUUGCAGGAAGGGGGGUGAUAUGGUAAAGGGCACUGUCCUCUAUUAGCACCUCCUCCCUUCUUUGGAAAGGCCGAGUCCCUCUCAGUGUAGUCCUCUCCCUCACCCUGCUUCUUCUUCUUCUACUUCUUGUCUCUCUCUCUACCUCUCUCAGAAUUCAUAUCUAAUUAAAUGUGAGCAAGUCGGGAAACCUCCAGCAGCGUUUCGGGUUAAAGUUCAUUAACUCCAUUUAUUUAAGGACCUGUAUUAGCGCUGAACCUGCUAAAGGGGUCUGUGAUUUUGUAGCUGUUCUCUUUUACAUGUUACAGUUUAUGAUAUUGCAUGAUCUCAAUGGGGGACCAUUCAGUGCUGGUUGUCUUUCAGUCUGACACAAAUGUUUCUAUAUCUUAUAGCUAGCCAACUGUGUCGGUUUUCUAUGACAGUAGAUUGUUUCUGUAUAUUUUUGUCCAUGACUUUUGUUGUGUACAGUAUAUUCUGUGCUUCUGCAGAAUAUUGUAGAAUACGGCACAAAGUACAAUGUAGCUUGCUGCAGAUAGACAAUAUAUUUCUAUAGGUAUUUUGGAUCACAAAUGAAACGUUUGUGACGUUCCAUUUGCAAAACUAUAGCUUUAGCAUGGAGCAUAGCUGACGCAGAGAAAUGCAGAGUAAUUAUUUUCAUUUGUAUUGCAAAUAUUUUUACAUUUUGCAUGACAUGAUGUUUAAAUGUGUGUUCAAAUAUGUAUAACACAAUAGUUAUUGUUUGGUUUGUGAAUCUUGUCGGCGCAUAUAAUUCGCCAUUGCACAUAACUGCAUUCCCAAAUGUGAUACUGUACACUUUUUCUCCUUUUCACCUCCUCCUCCUCUUCUUCUUCUUCUUCUUUUGUCACUCAGCAUGUUCUAUCUUUCAGUGUUCCAAACGUGUCCCUACAAAACACGAUUAUCCAAAAGAAAGCAUAAAGAGUUGAAUGUUUAUUUGUACGUCCACUAUUGUCAUUAUUGCACCUUAUCUCACUGUUUUAUACUCUGGAUUUAUAAAGACUAGAGCAUACACUGGCCGUAUAUUCAGUAAUUAAACUGUUUGUUGGACUCUUUAUACUAACAGUGGAGUCUUCUUUUGGUCUGGGUAAGAGAUUAUGUAAAUAGCAUUUCCAGAUACAAAUCUACCAUUCAUCAUCUUUCCUGUCUAGAUGCCUAAAUGUGCUGCAUACUGUGUGUAUUUUGGGUACUGUUUCAUUUUUGUUGAGCAAGAACAUUUGUUUAAUUAAACUAAUUCUAUUAAAGACCGGA